Messenger RNA from Argiope bruennichi, 816 nucleotides. RefSeq names its product putative sodium-dependent multivitamin transporter. Gene Ontology annotation, biological process: sodium ion transport; transmembrane transport. Gene Ontology annotation, cellular component: membrane. Gene Ontology annotation, molecular function: symporter activity. The transcript is spliced from 6 exons. Lineage: Eukaryota; Metazoa; Arthropoda; Arachnida; Araneae; Araneidae. The record is from RefSeq and is a predicted model, not a curated record. The coding region runs from base 1 to 816 and encodes 271 amino acids.
AUGUUUGGAAAUAUUCCUGGUCUAACCGGUUUAUGUAUAGCUGGAGUGUUUAGUGCAUCCCUCGGAACUUUAUCCUCUGCUGUCAAUUCAUUGGCUGGUGUCACCGUACAAGAUUUCAUCAAACCUUACUGUUCCUGCAAGAUUAGUGAUAUCUGGAUGACUUUUGUGGCCAAACUUCUAGCUGCAGGAUACAUUGGUCUCACUCUGCUGGUAACUUUGAUUGUAUCUAACUUCCGAGGUGUUAUUGAAGCAGCCAAUGUCAUUAUUGGCAUGGUAGGGGGACCAAUUCUGGGCGUUUAUUCAUUAGGAAUGUUCAGCACGACAGCAAACGAACCUGGUACUUUGUUUGGCUUAUUAGCAGGUUUCGUCGUAUAUUUAUGGAUGGGAUUUGGCUCUUACAUGACGAAAGCUAAAGUCCCUACUUUAGUACGGAGUAUUUCAGGAUGUCCUAGAAAUUACAGUAUGGAAUAUUUCAAAGCCACGGUAUUAUCAAUUACUGCAGAUAACAGCACGCAAAUUCUUCCAGACACGGCAGAAGAAAAAUAUAUUUUCCCUGUUUACAAAUGGUCAUACAUGUGGUUAACUUUCUUUGCGACUAUCAUCGUAUUAAUUGUUGGUUAUAUAGCUAGCUAUAUUCUAAGUUGUUGGAUUGAUGUACCUGAUGUUAAACCAGAGAACGUGAGUCCUUUCGUCCGACGGAUCUAUUUCAAAACCUCAUCAAAUACUGAGAGGGCAAAAAUUGCCAGUGGUGAGGUGGAACUCAAUGAAAAGGGAGGCAAUAUAAAUCCUUCAUAUGUAGUGACAGACGAUACUUAA